Acanthopagrus latus (yellowfin seabream) is the source of this 4990-nucleotide messenger RNA. RefSeq names its product kinesin-associated protein 3a (gene kifap3a). Gene Ontology annotation, cellular component: kinesin II complex; ciliary transition zone; axoneme. The record is from RefSeq and is a predicted model, not a curated record. Lineage: Eukaryota; Metazoa; Chordata; Actinopteri; Spariformes; Sparidae. Gene Ontology annotation, molecular function: kinesin binding. Bases 16 to 2514 code for a protein of 832 amino acids. The transcript is spliced from 20 exons. Gene Ontology annotation, biological process: cilium organization; microtubule-based movement.
CUUCCGUCACGUUGCAUGCUGGGAGAUGUUUCGCCGCCCUGGCAACAAGCUGAAGAAAUAAAAAACAUCCGCCCCGUCUGCAUCAGCACCAGCUGCUCCUGUCCGAGAGGAACGGCUUCUGAUGACGGAUUUAUUUCUCUUCUGAAGAAAAUGGACAGUGUACAAGCAGGAGACCCUCGUUACCUGAAGAGGAGAGUGAAGAGCUGCAGUCUGGACGUCCACCCGACUGAGAAAGCACUCGUCGUCCAUUAUGAGGUGGAGGCGACCAUCUUGGGGGAGCUGGGAGAAGCGAUGAUCGGAGAACGCAAAGAAUGUCAGAAAAUUAUUCGCCUGAAAAGCUUGAACGCCCACACUGAUACGUCCUCUUUGGCCCGGAAAGUCGUGGAGGAAUGUCGACUGAUUCACCCGUCGAAGCUCCGCGAGGUGGAGCAGCUGCUUUUCUAUUUGCAGAAACGGAAAGAUUCAAACGACAACCAGGAGAAGAAACGAAUCUCGCCGAGAGACUUCACACCUUACGCAGGAGUGGAGCUGGACGAGGAGGCGAGCAUCAACCGCAUCGAUGAGUAUGUGGAGCUGCUGUAUGAAGACGUCCAGGAGAAGAUCAGAGGAGCUACACUCAUCUUCCAACUGGCUCGGAACCCAGACAACCUGGAGGAACUCAUACAGAACGAGGCAGCUCUCGGAGCUCUGGCCAGAGUUUUGAGGGAGGACUGGAAGCAGAGCGUGGACCUGGCAACAACCAUCACGUACAUCUUCUUCUGCUUCUCCAGUUUCUCCCAGUUUCACGGCCUGGUCACACAUUUUAAGAUUGGGGCCCUGUGUAUGAACAUCAUUGAGCAUGAGCUGAAGAGGUAUGACCUCUGGCAAGACGAGCUGCAGAAGAAGAAGAAGGCCUAUGAAGAAUUCUCUGACAACCAAAACCUGAAGAAGGAACAUGAGAAGUCGCUCAGAAAGUACCAGAGCCUUCUGAUGAAGCAGGAGCAGCUUCUCCGAGUUGCUCUGUGUCUGCUGCUGAACCUGGCUGAAGACACUCGCACAGAGCUGAAGAUGAGGAACAAAAACAUCGUCCACAUGCUGGUGAAGAUCCUGGACAGGGAGGACGAGGAGCUGCUGCUGGUGGUCGUCUCCUUCCUCAAGAAGCUUUCCAUCUUCCUGGAGAACAAGAACGACAUGGCUGAAACUUUGGCCGUGGAGAAGUUGGCUCGGCUGCUUCCCUGCGAGCACGAGGAGCUCCAGAGCACCACCCUGCGCCUCCUGCUCAACCUCUCCUUCGACACGUCGCUGCGCAGCCAGAUGGUUCAGGCAGGACUCGUCCCCAAACUCUCCUCACUGCUCGCUGACGAGGCCCAGAGACAGCUCAGCAUGUGCAUUCUGUACCACAUCAGCAUGGACGACAGAUUCAAGUCCAUGUUUGCCGACACAGACUGCAUACCGCAGCUGAUGAGGAUGGUGUUCGACUGCGGGGAGGAGAAGAUGGAUGUUGAGCUCAUCUCACUCUGCAUCAACCUGGCUGCUAACAAGAGUGACGCCCAGGUCAUCUGUGAAGGUAACGGUCUGAAGAUGCUGAUGAAGCGCGCACUGAAGCUGAAGGAUGUUUUGGUGAUGAAGAUGAUCAGAAAUCUUUCUCAGCACAACGGACCCACCAAGAGCCUCUUCCUGGACCACGUCGGUGAUCUGGCCGCUCAGAUCACUGAGGACGAGGCUGAGGAGUUUGUGAUCGAGUGUCUGGGAACGCUGGCCAAUCUGACCAUCCCGGACCUGGACUGGGCUCUGGUCCUCAAGGAGUACAAACUGGUGCCUUACCUGAAAGACAGACUCAAACCAGGUUCUGCUGAGGAUGACCUCAUUCUGGAGGUGGUGAUCAUGAUUGGCACCGUGUCCGUGGAUGACUCUUGUGCAGCCAUGCUGGCCAAGUCCGGCAUCAUUCCUGCUCUCAUCGAGCUGCUCAAUGCUCAACAAGAGGACGAUGAGUUUGUGUGUCAGAUCGUCUACGUCUUCUACCAGAUGGUCUUUCACAAAGCAACCAGGGACGUCAUCGUCAAAGACACUCAAGCCCCUGCGUACCUGAUCGACCUGAUGCACGAUAACAACGCGGAGAUCCGCAAAGUCUGCAACAACACGCUGGACAUCAUCGCCGAAUACGACGAGGAGUGGGGGAAGAAGAUCCAGACUGAGAAGUUCCGCUGGUACAACGGUCAGUGGCUGGAGAUGGUGGAGAACCGUCAGAUGGAUGAAGGAGAGCCCUUCCCGUUCGGAGAGGACGCAGAAUCCUUCAUCGGGAACGGAGACAUCCUGGAGAGACCCGACCUGUUCUACAGCCCUGACGGGAUCAUCACAGCCGACGGCGCCCUCAGUCCCGAGUUCUACACAGACUUCCAGAGCGGAGAGCUGGGACAGACUGGAUUCAUGAGCAGUGUGUCGGAGCAGUUUGUGGCAGCAGACCGACCCGUCAGCGCCUACGGCUUCCACCCUGACGACCCGUUCUUCUACAACUACAGCACGGCCUCCCGGUAAACCUGGAGCCUCUCGCACACGUGAAUACUGUACAAACACUGUCUUCACUCUGCAGCCGAUUGUGAAGGAAUAAUAUGAACACGUGUUUCAGCUUUAUGUGUCUCACUGCAAGAAUUAUCUUAAUACUACUGACACUAAUUCAGGAUCUCUGCUGAGACCAACUGGAAGUCAUUUCUUCUCGUUUCAACAAGAUUCAAUUUUAGUUUUAUUCUGAAUUUGUAACUUAACACUUGACUUUGCUGAUGUGAUUGAAGAGCACUCGAUAUUAUUCUGUUUUUAAAGAUGAGCUGAGCAGCUGCAUUCAGACUCUGUGAUGUCAUGAACAUUAUUUAAAUCAAAAGAGAACAAGAACUCAUCGAUGUGUUUUAAAUAGUUUCUGGAAACACGACUCAGAGUGAGUUGGGGAUGUUGGGAUAUGCAUUACUUUUAGGGACCAGAAAUAUUCACAUUAAACAAAAUAAAUCCUGAGAUUUGUUGCAGAAUAAGCAGCCGAGUGAAACACUAAAAUGUCCCUGACUGAUUCUGAGUAGUUUAUAUUUAAACUUUGUGCUGGUUUGAGUCUUUCAUGCAGAAAAAUCUAAAACAUCAGAUUUCUCCUUCAACAGAGAUGUUUUGUUAAGUGUAUAAAGGCUUCAGUUCACCAGCUUCACCACCUGCACUGUUACACUUUUUGUUUUUCCUUCUGUGAGUAGAAAUAAAAUGUAGACGGUUUAUUUAAAUUCAAGUUUCUGUUCUGGGCAUUUAAGCAAAUUAGUGCAUAUUAAAUUAAAUCAACUGAGGACGUUUCAUGGUGAAGUCUGGUUGGCAACAAUUUAAAUUAAAGAACAAAAAAAAAGUUUGAAGAAAAAAUAAUUUAAACAUUUAGAUUUUUAAAAUUCAGAUUCUGAGGCAGAAACUUUCAAACACUACACAGUCUCUUUAAAUAACUUUUAAACACUAAAACAUGGAGAAAAUGGAUCUUUGAUGGCAGAAUGCCUCAUUUUUACUUAUAAACAUAACAUAUAACAAAGCUGGUUCCACAAAUAAUAAUUAUCUUAAUUUAAGUGAACACCAGGGCAAGUUUUGUGUUUAUAUGUUAUUUAUUUUUUCCCUUUUCAUCUGUGGUGUCUCCCCUUCAGGCUUGAAGAGAACAAAGUAUGAAAAAAUGAGAGAAACACUUUCUGUCUGAUCCCUUUAAUCAUUCUGAGACGCUACAUGCUUCAGAUAAUUAUACGUCAGGAUGAACACUUUGUGUCACUGAACGUUCUCAAGUAUUUACUGGGAUAUUUGUUGGAAAUAGGUAUGAUUUAACUAUGGAAUUUGGUGCUUAUUAUUAUUAUUAUUAUUAUUGUUACUGUUACUGUUAUUGUUAUUAUUAGUAGUAUUAUCAGGAAAAUACUGUCGACAGAAAGUUCUGUUGGUACAAUUUAAAUGUAAUUAAUACCAAUUAAUUGCUUGUAUAACGUGGCAUCUUUUAAUCAGUAGAGGACUGAAACUACAAAAAGAAAGAAAGAAAAGAAAACAUUGCACCAUAAAAUAAGAAUUAGAAAUAAUUGUAGACAUUAAUUUAUAAGAUGUCAUAAAAGCAUAAAUUAUAUUUUACUUUGCUUCUGUAUUAAAUCUCUAUUGUUUUUAAUCUUACUAUGCAUUUUACUUUUUUUUUAUUGAUUCGUUAUUAUUUGGCAAAAUCCAAAGGUAACAGAAAAUAAAUAUGUAAGAAAAUACAUUUAAAAGUGAAUUAAUAAAAUAUUAAGUUAAAUGUUACAGUGAAUAAAUAUGGAAAUUAAUACAACAGUUAAUCAGUUUAAUACAGAAAUGCCAAUUUAGUCAUGAUUUAUAAAUAAAUCAGUGGCUACAUGUAUUUUAUUGUAUUUUCUGUGUAUUUAAUAUCAGUUUCAUAUUUGCUGAGAUGUUUAUUUAUUUCUGAUUCUGGCAGUAUCAGUUGUGAAACUUCUACAGGAAAGCAAACAAUCCAACAUGUACAACAAAAACAGCUCCCAGUAACAACUGAACUGUUACUAAAUAUUUAUUUUGGUUUAAUUGGUUUAAUUUCUUUCAUGGAAGCCAAAGUGGGAAUGCUUCAAUAACUGAGACAACUGUCUUUAUUUCCUUGUAAUAAAUACUAAAUGACACACUUCUGUCAGGAAACGUCGCCGAAAAUUACAGACCAAAACUGAAAAGUGACCAUUAUUAUGUUUUUGCUGUUUUUUUUCCUUCUACACUGGAAGCUCUGCAGUCGACUGUGUGAAAUCUCGUCCCUGGAUUAAGAUGUCGUUUAUCUUUAUAUCUGUGAAUGUAAUUUAAGAAGAAAUGUUAACAGCCUUUAUCUUGAAAAAUGUGUUUUAAAUAUGAACAAAUGUUAAAGAGAAUCUGCUGCAGCUUUUUUUUUUAUAUCCUCGUCCUUGAUGUGCCUGGAGCGCCGCUCGCCUGCUGAAAUAUGAGCUACUUUUUUUUCUGUGGUGCAAUAUAUCAAAUAAAUGGAAGGAAUAUUACUGAA